AUGAAUGCCACUGCUCUUGCCUCACCCAAUACUGCUCAUUCCUUUCGUGUACAUGAUCCUACCCGUCCAACUCCAUCCCUACUUCCGAUCCAAUUUUGGAUGAAUGGAAACACCACUCAUCAUCUCGCUGGUGAUGACGGUGUAUCUUCUCAUCUUAUUCAGCCAUUCAACGAUCCAGUUGACUUUUAUCUCGUCAAGGAUCUAGACCAACCGCGCAACCCAAAGCAGUCCAACCAUCAUACCGACACCCAAAUCGAAUCCAAGUCGACUACUAGCAAGCCCAAGGUAAAAUCUUCUCGCAUCAAACCGAUAAUUCGUACAGAUAGCAUUAAACUUGCUCGUCAGAAGCUCGUUGAGAUUCUUUCUCCAACCAUUGCAACCAUUUCCAAAUCGGCAUCAUUUCUCAAAAAACAUCAGCCUAGUACUCCCUUGGCCUCUCCAUCCAACACUUCCAAGCAAACUUGGCCAACAAUGAAAUACUAUCAAAACAACCCAUUAUCUCCCGUUGAUUUUGAUCAAGCUGCGGAUCCAUUGGCCUAUACCGGACCUCCGGCUCCGGUUCAACCCACGCAUCUACUUUCACCUGUGUCUGGAUCUCACUCAAUGUUUACAGAUCUACCCAAUCAAGCUUCAAAUAGCAUGGAAUCCAUUGUUUAUACAGAACCUAUACAGUUAUCUAAUCUCUAUUCUUCAGCAAUUAAACGCAAGCGCACUGUCACUCCCCCAGCUUUAUCUGUUGAUACUAAAGAUAUUUACACUGCUGCCAUCAAAACACAUACUCCUGACAUGAGACCAAAACGACCUGUUGACAUUUACUACAAUGAAGUCGACUCAAAACUGCCAACCAAAAAUACUUGUUCCUCGAUCAACUCGGAUGCAGAUUUGCUUUUGCUUUAUGGGCAUCGUAGUUCUCUUUACUCUACUCUGAAUCGACGCACUUCAACUCGAUCGGAUUAUACGCGCAGGUUAUCCAUGCAAACCAUUGAUGAGAGUCCCGAACUCGUCAACCAUAAAUUCAAUUCAUCAAGAGAUACUCUGCCACUUGAUGUAGCCUGUUUUAAUGGUGUGGAUAUUGUUCAGGCUAGUUUGAAUGCCAUUCAUAAGGAUUUGGGCAGUGACCAGUUUGACACAAUGAACUCGGGCUGGCUAGAUUGUGAUCAUUCAGUUUCCUCUGUUGCGGAAAGUAAAAAAGAAGGCGGUUUGAAAUGGUUAUACUCGAAAAAGUCGGACCAUACUUGCAUAGAGUCGCUGCCCAUUAUAGAUUAUACAUGCCAGCCUACGUUGACCAAGAGCAAAAACCAGUAUGAUCAUCUGUCUGUAACCAAAUUAUUUAAACGUGACAGUGAUCAAGUUGAUGAAAAGGCUCAAGACACUAACAAUGUAGACCAACUCACUUGCGACACCGUGUCCAAUCCAAUUGUAUCUGGAGAAUUCAAAGAAUAUCCAUUUCGACCAAGGCGUUCACUACGUCACAAACCACUCAUUCAUAAUCUGUCAAAGCAGCUUUCCGAGUCUGCCAUCUCUGACCGUGUUUAUGAUUCUAUUGGUACUCCAACUGCUUCAGUUGCAAAUAACCGACGUGAGGUAUUUACACCAGAAAAAGGCAUUCAAUCAAAAUUUGAUUUGAGACGAUUGAGCGACCCCACCUCCUUAUAUCAAGCUGAAACAACUAGUGAAGCCGAUGCCAUGCAUUUGGAUGUUCAAUCUGCACUUAAUCAACUUUUGUUCAAAGUCAAUAAGCGACAGGCCAUGAGACAUACGGCACCCAAUGUACUUUAA
Molecule: messenger RNA, 1779 nt
Organism: Batrachochytrium dendrobatidis JAM81
Lineage: Eukaryota; Fungi; Chytridiomycota; Chytridiomycetes; Rhizophydiales
Exons: 1
Coding region: 1-1779 (592 amino acids)
Source: RefSeq, a predicted model, not a curated record